AUUAAUUCCGACCUCAGCACAGUCCUUCACCAACUUCCGACAACCGUCCGGGGAGGGGCGGUCUUUGGUCGGGGAACUGAGCUCAGAUUUCCGUGGGCUGGCUUCCGUUUCGACAGUCAUGCCCCAACCUGGAUGAAAUGGAACCAUUGCAGGAACCGUCAGUGAAUGCCGAUCCGUGCUGGGUGGAAAUGAUAAUCAGCUUAUGCUCAACCGCCAAAGCUUGGUCAUAGAGCGCACCUGUCGUUAAACGUGCAAAGGUAAUGUUUAGUAGCGUUCACUGCAAAGCCGGCACUAUGACUCCGCACACGUUUUACUGCUUACCUGCUCUUGACCUGCUCUUUCCCUUUUCUUUAAUCCAUCUUGAACUGAGAAGGAUUAUGUCUUCCUUCUUCGAUGGAGCAUCCGACAUGACGUUCACCGGCGGCCAGUUCUUUACAAGUGCGAAUAAAGUCAUCAAUAACUUCUACAGUCACCGAGUACUCGCAGGACCUGAACCGGAAACAUCCGGUCCCAAGAACGACGAACAAUGGCUGAACUUGCUUGUUGGAAGACGACGAGUCAGAAUGAUAGAGAUGUGCGAUGUUAAUAUGCUCCGAGAGGUCUCUGUGCAGACCGUUGACUUAGUACCGGUCAAAUCUCGCACGUUGAAGCCCACAAACCCAUUUCGAGACCGAAUAGAAAGCCAGGGAAAGUUUUUGAAGGUAAAGAAGAGAAUUGGGAGCGCGGAGCUCGUGCAGUUUGGAGAUCGACGUUUUACGGUGGUUUCAUUUGAGCCCGAGAAUGAAGGAGACGUCGAGAAGCUACGGGCGGCAUUGCGACCGCUUUGUGAAUUUGCACUGUCUUCACGUCUAGUAUGCUUCACACAAAUCUUUGGAGUGGGCCAGUCGACCACUCCAACACUAAUAUAUUACGACGAGCUCGUCGACGCAGAAGGUAUAAUGAAACAGUACCGAAAGACACCAGUCGUCUUUCAAUACUUGUUACAUAGAGUUAAUACUUCGUAUGAUGCUGUGGUAGAUACAGGGGCGCUGCAGAAGCUGUCAAUUCCGUUUUCGCAGGACCUUCGGGACUGGACGUUCAAUCUCAGGAUUCGCUCAUUCCAGUACAAUAUCGCGUCCAAUGUCCUCUCCACGAAAUGCAAUCCUCCGGUGUACUUCAGAAAUCGCAUGCCCUCGCUUCCGUCCACCUGCAAUCCACCGCUCAACUCUAGCGAGAUACUCGUCGUCGUUCCGAACUAUCUGCAUCUGCUUUCGGACCUCGCAUGCACAACCUCCGUUAAACAUUUAUCAGACUUUAUCCGCCAUGGAGUCCUGACAUUUGGCGCUGUUGUUGAUCGCACAAAACCUGGUAUUCUCCGGCACUUCCCUUCCAUUCCACCUCCUGAAUGGUACUGGGAAAAUUAUAGUCCCGAUAUUAUCGUCAAGUAUUCGCAAUCAGUUCCUUCGCAUGUCAAUCUCACUUUCGAGAAGAUGACCGACGUGCAAUUACUGUCAUCGCCCCCGAAGUUGGCAAUCUAAGGAGAAAUAUUUAUAUAAUUAAGAAAAUACAUACCAGAACCUGUAAAUACAAUGCAGUUGCAUAGAAUACCUUUUGAGGUAUAUGCCUGCCAA
Marasmius oreades (fairy-ring Marasmius) is the source of this 1610-nucleotide messenger RNA. RefSeq lists its product as uncharacterized. The coding region runs from base 261 to 1517 and encodes 418 amino acids. The record is from RefSeq and is a predicted model, not a curated record. Lineage: Eukaryota; Fungi; Basidiomycota; Agaricomycetes; Agaricales; Marasmiaceae. The transcript has 10 exons.